This is a messenger RNA of Homo sapiens (human), 1122 nucleotides long. RefSeq names its product zinc finger protein ENSP00000375192-like. The transcript has a single exon. The record is from RefSeq and is a predicted model, not a curated record. NCBI's taxonomy places the organism in Eukaryota, Metazoa, Chordata, Mammalia, Primates, Hominidae. Bases 628 to 1122 code for a protein of 164 amino acids.
CAGCAGCUAGUUUAUGGCGUGGGCAGCAAGGAAGAAGUGAGGAAGUAGAGACUGGGAGUGUAGAAUCUUUCCAAAAACUUGAAUGUGGAGGGGUAGAUGGGAUAAUGCCGGGAGAGGAGGCUGGUGAAGGACCUCUUAGUGAAGGGAGAUUUGUUGCUGUUUCUGAGAUGGGAAAGAGAAACAAGUUGCAGUGUAGAUGGGGAGGAUGGAGAGGUUGAAGGUGUAGGAGAGAUGGGUCACCAUCAGAUGGGACGUCUGUGAAGGAGAGACCUCAUCUGGCCCACAGCUUGGAAAGGAGAGACUGACUGUUGAGUUGAUGCAAGCUCAGGUGUUGCCAGGCGGGCGCCAUGAUAGUAGAGAGGUUAGGAUACUGUCAAGGGUGUGUGUGGCCAAAGGAGUGGUUCUGUGAAUGUAUGGGAGAAAGGGAGACCGACCACCAGGAAGCACUGGUGAGGCAGGACCCGGGAGGAUGGGAGGCUGCAGCCCGAAUGGUGCCUGAAAUAGUUUCAGGGGAAAUGCUUGGUUCCCGAAUCGGAUCGCCGUAUUCGCUGGAUCCCCUGAUCCGCUGGUCUCUAGGUCCCGGAUGCUGCAAUUCUUACAACAGGACUUGGCAUAGGGUAAGCGCAAAUGCUGUUAACCACACUAACACACUUUUUUUUUUCUUUUUUUUUUUUGAGACAGAGUCUCACUCUGUCGGCCUGGCUGGAGUGCAGUGGCACGAUCUCGGCUCACUGCAACCUCCGGCUCCCCGGCUCAAGCAAUUCUCCUGCCUCAGCCUCCCGAGUAGCUGGGAUUACAGGCAUGUGCCACCACGCCCGGCUAAUUUUUGUAUUUUUAGUUGAGAUGGGGUUUCACCAUGUUGGCGAGGCUGGUCUUGAACUCCUGACCUCAGGUAAUCCGCCAGCCUCGGCCUCCCAAAGUGCUGGGAUUACAAGCGUGAGCCACCGUGCCCGGCCAACAGUUUUUAAAUCUGUGGAGACUUCAUUUCCCUUGAUGCCUUGCAGCCGCGCCGACUACAACUCCCAUCAUGCCUGGCAGCCGCUGGGGCCGCGAUUCCGCACGUCCCUUACCCGCUUCACUAGUCCCGGCAUUCUUCGCUGUUUUCCUAACUCGCCCGCUUGA